Biomphalaria glabrata is the source of this 4774-nucleotide messenger RNA. RefSeq names its product thyrotropin-releasing hormone receptor-like. The record is from RefSeq and is a predicted model, not a curated record. Bases 897 to 2018 code for a protein of 373 amino acids. The transcript is spliced from 2 exons. Gene Ontology annotation, biological process: G protein-coupled receptor signaling pathway. Gene Ontology annotation, cellular component: plasma membrane. Gene Ontology annotation, molecular function: G protein-coupled receptor activity. NCBI's taxonomy places the organism in Eukaryota, Metazoa, Mollusca, Gastropoda, Planorbidae.
CGAAAGUUUUAACUUGAAAGCUCUUGACCUAUUUGAAGUUCUAUGCAGACAGUCCACAAAACCACUGGGCUAUCAGAAUGUGCAUUAAAGAGAUUGCAAAUGGCAGGUGAUACUUUGGCCAACUUGUCAAUUAUAAGAUAACUUCAGUCUACCAAAAACCUACAUUUUCCAAGAAUGACAGAAUACAUCUUUUAUGUUGUUUUUCAACUUAAGUGCCCAGUUCCGAAAAUGCAAGAACAAUCUCUGAUAGGUUCUUGUUUUCCAACUUAGUUCAUUUUCCGAGAAUACAAGAAGGCACUCCCAGUGAUUCUCAAUCUUUUGUUUUGUCAAGUAACUUUUUUAUUUUGGUACCCUUGUAUGUACUUUAUAUUGCACUUUAGUCGAAUUUAUUUAUUGUGAUAUGAACUAAAUCAUACGAAAUCUCUUGACUUGAUUCGUGUGUCUACGAAUGAUAAAAUGUCUUGCAAGCACAGGUUGAGAACCACUAAAACAUGCCAACUCUCGAGCUCCAUCUGAGUAGCAACAGUACAGAAAACAUUGUCUUUCUAAAGACUGCUUCUUACAUGUGUCUGUGUUUGAUCUUGUCAUAGAAGUUAAAGAACAUGAUUAUCUUCAGUCAGUAUAAGAUACACACACGCACACCAAACACACACCACACACAUACAUACAUACACAUACACACCACACACACACACACAAACACAUAUGAUUGUGAAAAGGUGUCAAAAUGAGCCACUCUCACCCUGCACUUCAGAUAAAAAAUAAAAAAAAAGUGUCACCUUGUUGGUCGGCUCAAGAUUUGUUCAGCUUUGCAAUGUCGGUCUUACUAUAUGUCUUAUCAUUACACAUAGUGAGCAUCUGAGAUUUCACUAGAUAAACUGAAUCCUAUAAGGAGUAUGAACUUCACUAACCAGUCGUAUAUUUUUGAAAGGUACAGGCCUAUAACUUCUAUGUUUGAAGAGUUUUCCCCUGUCGGUGUAAUGGCGGAAAAGAUUUUGCCACCAGUUUGGUACAUCGCUGGCUUCAUUGGCAACCCAAUCUCGGCCUUUAUCUGGCUAGGGCAGCGCAUGCGUAGGAACAACUCGUCUGCCGUGUAUCUCGGCUUCCUGUCGUUGACGGAUAUGAUAUUCCUGAUUCUCAACCUCAUGUAUCUAUUGCACACCACUUGGGGCUACAAGGUAUACAACGAUCACGUGUCCUGUGAGAUAUUUCUGCUGGCCUACUACGUACCCCAGUAUCUGUCCACGUUUUUAGUUAUGGGCUUCACCGUGGAGCGAUACGUAGCAGUGUGCCAUCCUUUCAUGAAGGAGAAAUGGUGUACCGUUAGGAAAGCUCUGAUCAUCAUCCUGUUUCUCUCCACCUUCUCAUUCCUUCUGGCCUCGGCACACAGUUACCUCUGGGCCUACCACACUGACAUGGACGUAUGCUCCCACCGUCAAAACGUCGAUUCUGACUUCAUUACUUGGUGGAUUCUAAUCACGGACGUGGCCGUAUUCGUGCUGGUUCCGGUCAUCGUGCUGAUCUUCAAUGUCAUGGUCAUCAGGGAAAUCAGUAAAAUUUCCAAGAACAACGUUGUCCACCGACAGCAGAACCGCAGAGGAAAUGGGGUCACUUCGACGGUAACGCUUCUGGCAGUUUCGUUCUAUUUGAUUCUAACUCAGAUCAGCGCUACCGUGGUGGGUCUUUUGCAUCAAGCCUUUCCAUUCGGAGAUCCAUUCAUGUCUGAUGAAGACAUUCGCAAGGAUCAGACAUGGUCCAGAUUCUUCACCUUCCAGGAUGUUAGAAAAGUUGUGGAGGUCAUCUGCCUCUCCCAUUACGCCAUCUAUUUUUUCAUUUACUGCGCCACGGGGAAACACUUUCAGAAAGAGGUCCUUUAUUUACUGACGUUGCAAGGGAGGCUGCCCUUUCUCGCCACCAUGCUGUCCACAAAACGCAGAAAAGAACAUUACACUAUGGUCUCAACCAAUGGAUGCGCAGUGUCCGAGAUGUACACGACCAAUAUGUCUACCACUAUAUGAGCCCAUCCUGCAGUUUGACCAAGAAGCAGACACCAGCAGCAUAUUGCCCUUAAGGGGCAAUGGCGACGUUACUGUACGCAAGCUGGAGAGUGGGCGCAACCAAAUCAUGGCUCAAGCCGAAUGCAUUGCCAUUCGAGUGACCACAGUGUGAGCAAAACUUGCUAGACAUCCCCCCACACGAGCAUCGAGGCAUGCAGGUAGAGUCACUCACGGGAGACAAUGGAAGCUCACAUCAAUCUCUCAACCUAAUCAUAUCAAUCGUCAGAUGUACACGUAUGAUGUAUCAAAGAUGGAGUCACUAAUGUGAUCUACUUUACUUCGUAUGGAUCUAUCAAUCUAUAGAGCUAUGUAAUAACACUGUAGCCGAAUGUUGAAUGUAUAUAUUAUUUAUUUAGUUAUAUUUUCAUGUAAUGGAAUUUGUAUAUUUUUAAACAUAUACUGUGAUAACUUUGAGAUUACCGUUACUACAUUCAAAAUUGUAGAUCAAUUUGUAAAUAGUCUGACCAAGAAAAACCCUAAUUAUAUUGAACACAUCAUCAUUUUUGUUGGCAGCCAAACUUCUGGCAGAAGUAAAACAAUUUUUCUAUCGUCUGGCGUCAGCUCAAUACAGAAAUUUUAAUGUUCUGUUUAUUCAAUAGUCUACUUAAAAUAGUGUGAAUCUAUUGAUCUUUCAAUAUUUAUAAUGUUCACUCAACAGAAUUAACAGUUUCUUGUGUCCACUCAAUAGAGUCCUACUAUUGGUACUGUCCACUCGAUUGCACACAAGUUUUUAUAUUUCGUAAUCUCCUAUCUCAAAGGGACUGGAACUAGAUAUAGCAGUCCUCAAACACAACUACAAUUCGUGAAAGAAUAUGUCUAGUCUCACUAACAGUCUAGUCUCACUAACAGCAGACGUCUAUUUCAGUGUUUCCCAAACUGUGUUCCCCGAGACCCUAUUUAUUUCCACAAUAGUUUCCUGUGAUAUGAAACUGUCAACCUGAAAGCUGUAACAUCUUUACACAGCUGAAUCGUUGUGUUCAUUCAGAUGUCUGUUAUUUGAAAUGGACUUGAUAUUUUUAUAUAACGUUUCGCAUUAAAUGGAAUACAUUGCCUAUCAUUUUAUUAUUUGUAUCGGUGUUUAGAACCAACUUUUUAUUUCGUCCCAUUACAGUUUUAAAAUAUACAUUCUCAAAGGAGGCCAGAACGUAACAAAAGGGCCACACAAUUGAGAGGGUAGGGCUAAAGAUGUUUUAGCGCGUAUCUUUUAAUUUAAACAAGGUUACAAAGACAGUUUGAAGUUUGUGUAGUAACACAAACUCAAAAUUGGCCCCCGAAGUGGUCCACCCAGGCAGGUAAAAAGGCAGGUUUCAAUAUUUUCAGAAAGAACAUCAUAAUGAAAUUCUAUCAAAGACAAAUGACAGAGAAGAAUGGAGAAAGAAGGUUGACAGAUCUUGUGUGGUGCCCCAGCGGUCCAGCAGACCAAAGGAUAGGUGAAAGUAAAUGUGAAGUUAGAUGUGAACCUGGCCUAACUGAUGUCUUAUAGCCUAAUGAAUAUCUAAUUGAUCUAAUUGUUUUGUAAAGGGUCAAUCUCUUAUUCAUCAAGAAAAGGACAUUGCCGUAAAAAAAUAAAAACUCCCUGCUCUGUUCUGUGCAUCUGCAGUUCACGCGAUAAUAUGAAAAAAAAACUACUUAUUAAUUGUUGUUUUAAAUUAUGUCCAACUUAUAUGCAUACUAAAAAUAUUUUUUCUAUUUAAAAAAAAAGUAAACAUUUUUGUGUGUAAAUGUAUUAGUAUAACAGAACUUAUAUAACUUAGCAAUGCAAAUGUAUUUUUUUUUUUACAAAAAAAUCUAAAACCGUUUGCAUAAAUGAGUUGAAAACAUGGUAAAUAGCCAGCUCCGCUACUAAAGAGCCUUCCGUGUUUGUUACUAUUAAUAGUGAAUAGUUGUAAAAGUGGUGUAUUUUUAUGCAUAAGGGAUUUAAAAAAUUAGAUUUUUCGUUUUUUAGAAAAGAAAAAAGUAGCCGUUGCAUCAGAACGUUGAAUGGUCUAAAAUAUUAUGAUGUCGGAUUUUCACAAUCUUUUCUAGUUUACAAGAUCUAAACGGGACGGACAGACGGACGGACGGAGCGAGAUUCGUCACAAAAUAAAAGCGUCUUUUCCCCUUUCGGGUGGCGCUAAAAAUCCAAACAUACGAGAAACAAGCAAAGUGACUUAAUAUAGGUGUUGUUAAAAAAAAGAAGGUUUGAUAGAAUCGGAAUUCGAAUUCGAGCCUCCAUUAUGGGAGACCAACUUGCUUUGCCACAGAGCUAUUCAAGUGUAUGUAGGCUAUAUAUAAAAAUAUAAGUUUUUUUCUCCAAUGUUAGUUUCAAAUUUAUUUAUUUUUUAUCUACAGUAGCUUUCUGUUGUUAAUUUAGUAAAUUUUCUAUAGAAUACAAUAAUUGUGCAAAGUUUCAAAUUGAUCAGAGACUGGGAAGUGGGUGAAAAAAAGUGUAAAAUAUUUUGACCAGACGAACAGACAGACGGAGUGAGUUAAUAUAAGCGGGAUCAUAAACAAGUUGAGAUAGAACGCGGGACCAAGUAGCGGGUUGACAGUUUAGUUCUGGUCAUUAUAGGGAGAAUUGACGUAUUACAUAGACUACGUUUGAGUCACACAACAUUAAUAACAUUCUUACAGUUUAGUGACACCAGUCUACAGACUCAAAUUACGCACUUCCUUACAUUUGACGAAACAAUUCUAUUACAGAAAUAUUGUUUCAAUAAAAAAGUUUCGUGAUGAAA